AUGAAAGACCUACGCGUCAUUGUCGUUGGAGCCGGCAUAGGCGGCCUUUCUUCGGCGUUGGCUCUGGCUAAGGACGGCCACGAAGUCACUGUGCUAGAGGGAGUCAAGGAAUUUCUCGAGGUUGGUGCCGGGAUCCGCGUGCCUCCAAAUUCAUCACGCUUGAGUCGGAGCUGGGGCGUCGAUUUCGACAAGAUCAAGAAGGAGAAGGCCGGUGGCAUUCGCUUCUUGGACUGGACCGGCAAGGUGAUCAAGGAUGUUCCAUACGACGACGUCGAGGCCAGGUAUGGCGCGCCAUACUACUUCAUCCAUCGGGCAGACCUGAUCAACCUGCUCGUCGACACGGCGUCCCGCCACAAAAACAUCACGUUGAGGAUGAACAGUCGAGUCAAAGAUUACGACUUCGAAGCUCCCGCAGUGACAUUGGCCUCGGGUGAAAGGCUCACAGCGGACCUGAUCAUCUGUGCCGACGGCAUCAAGUCCGCCGUCAGGAACACCAUCAAUGGAUCGCCCAUUGAGCCUCAAGACACUGGCGAUGUCGCAUACCGAGUGUUGGUUCCAGCCGAACCUCUGAAAAACGACCCGGAAACGCGCCAUUUGUUCGAUAACGCAUGGGCGAUGCACUGGCUUGGGCCUGAAGCUCAUGCCGUCGGCUACCCCUUACGGGGCGGAGAGCUGUACAACAUCAUCAUCGACAUCACCCACGCGACGGACGUGGGCAAACCCAUCGGCGACGAAGAAUGGCGUUCCCAGGCCGACAAUUCCGAGUUGGUAAAACGUUUCGCGAACUGGUGUGCCCCCGUCCGCAAGCUCUGCGGACUCACGGGGUCGUAUCUGAAAUGGAAACUGGCCGACUUCGACCACUUGCAAAGGUGGGUGCAUCCGAGCGGGAAAGUCGCCAUCCUCGGCGAUGCCUGCCACCCAAUGAUGCCCUAUAUGGCACAGGGAGCUGCGCAGGCCACGGAAGACGCGGCAACUUUGUCGGCUGCUCUUCGCGAGUACGACGACCUCCACGAAGCGCUGAAGGCGUACGAACGCCAAAGACUGCCGCGGGCGACACACGUUGCGAAGAACACAAGGGUACUCCAGUCCUGGUGGCACCUCUACGACGGUCCCGACAAGGACAGGCGCGACGAGCUGAUGCAGCACGACAACUUCGACAACCCCAUGUUCUGGGCCAACACCGCGAGGAAGGACUGGCUGUUUGGACACGACGCACUCAAGCUCCAGACGGAAGAUGAACUGAAGCCGCCGCCCUUGGCCCCGGCGCCUCCCAAGGGGGCCAGCGUGUACGAUGGCGAGAUCAAAGACACGGAGCUUCGACGAAAGUUUAGAGCCAUGCGCGAGCGCAGUUACCCAGGCCUCAUUGAAGCAUAG
Messenger RNA from Fonsecaea erecta, 1374 nucleotides. RefSeq lists its product as hypothetical. The record is from RefSeq and is a predicted model, not a curated record. Gene Ontology annotation, biological process: secondary metabolite biosynthetic process. NCBI's taxonomy places the organism in Eukaryota, Fungi, Ascomycota, Eurotiomycetes, Chaetothyriales, Herpotrichiellaceae. Gene Ontology annotation, molecular function: FAD binding; monooxygenase activity. Bases 1 to 1374 code for a protein of 457 amino acids. The transcript has 2 exons.